Drosophila subpulchrella is the source of this 2073-nucleotide messenger RNA. It is a transcript of the gene MFS12, whose product is annotated as putative inorganic phosphate cotransporter. Gene Ontology annotation, molecular function: transmembrane transporter activity. Lineage: Eukaryota; Metazoa; Arthropoda; Insecta; Diptera; Drosophilidae. Gene Ontology annotation, biological process: monoatomic anion transport; transmembrane transport. Gene Ontology annotation, cellular component: plasma membrane. The record is from RefSeq and is a predicted model, not a curated record. The coding region runs from base 307 to 1782 and encodes 491 amino acids. The transcript is spliced from 4 exons.
AUCUACUCCACUGUCGCCAUCGAGAACUUUUCCAUUGAGAGUGAAGCGGCUUUUGUUUUCCUCAUUGGCAGGCGUUAAUGAUAAUGACAAUAUUAUUAUAAUAAAACUCACAGAGCUCUGUCGGAACCGUUAAUUAAUGGAAAAGUCACUAUCAGAGCAUUGUUAAACGGCAAUAAAAUGUAAAUUGAGUAAAAAGGGUCCCAGAAAUAAUCAAGCCAGUGACAAACAAUUCGCACAGUACAUUUAUAAUGAGGCAAUCAAUAAAUCGUAUGGCCAGACGCCCGUUAAAUCCGUAACUAAUCAAACAUGGUUUAUUAUUCCAACGGAGAAAGAAGGCCCCUGCUAGUGCGCGUAUUUCCAAAUCCGCUCAGGAAAAUAGCCUCCAGAGGUUUUGGAGCACGCCACUGGCAGGCAAUCCUCCUGUUCGUUGGCAUGAUGAUCAACUACUUCCAGCGGGUCAACAUCUCGGCUGGCAUCGUUCCCAUGACCCAAUCCACCGCAGGUGCUCCAUUCUACAACUGGGAUACGUCGGAUAAGUCCUUGAUCCUCAGUAGCUUUUUUUGGGGCUAUGUGGUGUCCCAGGUGCCGGCAGGACUCCUUGCGAAGCGAUUUGGAGCAAAGUUGGUCCUGGGUUCGGCGACGGCAAUUGGAGGCAUCUUAUGCUUCUUCCAUCCCCUGGCAGCCAAAAGCGGCUGGGAGAGUAUUUGCGUCCUGCGCGUCUUCACCGGACUGGUUCAGGGAACUGUCUAUCCGUGUGUUCACACUCUGCUGGCCAAGUGGGUGCCGCGCACAGAGCGAGGAGUCCUUACAACGGGCGUUUAUUCGGGAGCACAGUUCGGAACGGCGGUUAUCCUGGUCACCAGUGGGUUUAUCUUCGAAUCCAGCAUGGGCUGGCCGGGAUUAUUCUACCUGUCCGGAGGUCUAGGCCUGGCCUGGGCGCUGCUCUUCUUCUGGCAGGCGGCCGAUGAACCCGCCACGGCGACCAGGAUCAGCAAAAGCGAGGUGGAGUACAUCGAGAGCCUUACGGGCAGCAAUAGCUCAAGUCAGUCUAUGCCCGUGCCCUGGUUGUCGAUCUUCAAGUCGCCAGCCUUCUACGGUCUGCUAGCAGCCCAUUGUGGAUUCACCUGGGGCUUCUACACACUACUCACCGAAAUGCCCACGUACAUGAGCAAGGUUCUGCAGCUGAACGUCAAGUCCAAUGCCUUCCUCUCCUCGCUGCCGUACUUCGCCAUGGGUUUGCUCUGCUUUGUGGUCAGUCCCAUAUCGGAUUUGCUCAUCAAUCGGGGCACCAUCACGAUCACCACGGCCCGGAAGCUCUUCAACUCAAUAGGACAGUGGGGACCGAUGGCUUGUUUGAUUGGAUUGGGAUACAUGACUGCGGACGAGAAGACAUGGGCCAUUCUUCUGCUGACGCUGGCCGUGGGUAUCAAUGCGGGCUGCUUCUGCGGCUACCUGAUCAAUCACAUCGAUCUUUCGCCCAACUUUGCCGGUGCCAUGAUGGGAGUGACCAAUGGCAUUGCGGGCGUGACCUCCAUAGUGGCUCCAUUAGUGGUGGGGGCGAUCAUAUCAGAUGAGGAGGAUGCAAGCGAGUGGCGGCUGGUGUUCUUCAUAACGGGAGGAAUUUACCUGGUGUGCAACACCUUGUUCGUGAUAUUUGGCAAGGCCACUAUUCAGCCGUGGAACGAGCCGCCUUCCAUGUCCAGCACCAUGACACUGCGCAACCACCAAGAGAACGAUUCAAAGUUCAUUGCUCCAACGUCCGAAAAGGAUAAUCGGUUCUAAGGCACACGCCCUGCUCAUGUAGCCCACUGACAAUCUCGUUAAUUGUAGUAGUUAUAUAUUAUUGUUAUUAUAGCUUGCCGUCUGUGCCAGCGAAAUUUUGAUAUGCCUAGCUUUAACUAAAGAUAUUGGUUUAUGUUUACGCUUAUGCUAAGGGAAGCUUAAUAUGACUUAGUUGUGUGAAAGCACUUUACGACGUGGCACGUUUCUAGGGUGAUUAAGUCGUUUUGAGUAUGUCAAUAAGUAAAUCGUCUAUGCAUACAGCAUACUAAUAAAUAUUUACAGCCCUGUGUA